Doryrhamphus excisus (bluestripe pipefish) is the source of this 3270-nucleotide messenger RNA. NCBI's taxonomy places the organism in Eukaryota, Metazoa, Chordata, Actinopteri, Syngnathiformes, Syngnathidae. The record is from RefSeq and is a predicted model, not a curated record.
AAAAUGAAUGAAUGAAUAAAAUGCAAUAUCCAUCAUACUGUUUUUUUUAUAUAUAUCAUUAUACCGUUUGUACCAUUAUACCUAGGCCCAAAAGCUGUGAAACCCUAAGUGGUUAAGGGUUUCAAAUCCAAAACUUUGCGGCUACCAUGACAUUGAAACCGUUAUAUAGCCCAAAUGAACCAAACCCAAACAAAGUAUGUACUGUAUUUGACAUUUUAGAGCGUGCAAAUGGAGUAGAAAAGCGAGGUAUACACUGAUGACAGUAAUCUUAACCACAACAGUGCCUGUGACUCACCACUAGGUGGCAGCAUUGGAACAUGUCAGUCUCCCACUGAUUUGUGGAGUUCUCAAAAUAGUAUGUUUACUUUAUGUAGGAACCCUGUAAACAGUAUUUGAAUUAAAUUAAAGUCAUCACUUGAAAAGCAACGUAUCUUUUUUUUAACAUUGCUUUUUUUUAAUAAGUGUCAGAUUGUUCUAUAAUAAUGUAUAGGAAACAUGUUGUCCAAAAUCUAGCCUUGAUGCUGGAAUUUAAAUGUGCUUAUAGUUAGCCCAAGUAGGAACUCACCAUGUUGUGUGUCUGCAGCUUUAAUGAUAAUGAGCCGUGACUUAGGCCACACUACUGUUGCAACUAGAGCUGGAAUGAUCCAAUCAAUCAGCAACUAUUUUGGUAAUUGAGUAAUAGUUUUUUUUAAUGAAAUAUUUCAGUAUGGGUUUUAAGUUUGCAUGUUUGAACUUUUUAUGAACUAUGAAUUUCUCACAUUUAUUUUCACAGGACACUUUCACAAAAGAUGUUUACAUUUAACAGGCUCGUGAAAAAAGUGAGUGUGUGAUGCUUCAACGUGCAAAAUAUCAAACUACUUGUAAAAAGGUUUGUCUCCGAGCUGUGAAUCAUGAGCUACCAUAUUAGCACGAGUACACUUUGCAGCUUCAAUGUCGGAAUAAGCUGUUUUUUUAUGACACUCUUAUUUUGUUACACAGGUAAACAGAUGCCUGGCCACCUCUUCUGGUUCUACCAAGAGGACAGACACCAAGGCGUUCCCAGCUAGGCCAACUUUGAAAGACACACCAGGACAAAAAGACACACACACAGAGGCUGGACGCACGCCGUUGUCCACGUGAGGACAUCCGCUGGUUUUGUGUGGCUUCUUCUGCCAUCAGGGAGAGAGAGAGAGAGAGGGGGUGAGAGAGCUACUUUUUCCAAGGAGUCUCUGAAAGCACCAUUCCCCAAGCAGACACAAACGGAAUCUGACAACACACGACUCCACGCGCUCCAAUGAGAAGACGUAGUGCCUCUCUGAUUAAAGUACCCUGACGAGACUCCGCACACAAACCACAAGGAACCAUGACCGCCAUCAACUCACCCAAAGACAAAUACAAGGCCGUGUGGAUCAUUUUUUUCAUCCUGGGCUUGGGAACCCUCCUACCGUGGAACUUCUUCAUGACGGCCACCAUGUACUUCACCAGCAGACUGAAGGACCCGCCUGCCGAGCCCUUCGCCAAUCAGACGGGCAACCAGACGGCAGAUGGCAGGGACACCCGUAACGUUUUGGAGUCCAAAUUCAACAACGUGAUGACGCUGUGCGCCAUGGUGCCCUUGCUCGUCUUCACCUGCCUCAAUUCCUUCAUCCACCAGAGGAUCCCUCAGAAGUUGCGCAUCUCGGGCAGCCUGACGGUCAUCCUGGUGGUGUUCCUGUUGACGGCCCUGCUGGUGAAGGUGUACGUGGCCCCGCUGCCCUUCUUCACGCUCACCAUGAUCAAGAUUGUCUUCAUCAACUCGUUCGGAGCCAUCCUCCAGGGCAGCCUCUUCGGCCUGGCGGGGAUUCUGCCCGCCUCCUACACCACUCCCAUCAUGAGCGGGCAGGGCUUAGCCGGCACCUUUGCUGCCUUCUCCAUGAUCUGCGCACUGGCCACUGGAUCGGACCUGCGGGACAGCGCCUUUGGCUACUUCAUCACAGCCUGCUUUGUUGUUCUCAUCGCCAUUAUUUCCUACCUCACUCUGCCCAGGAUGGAGUUCUUCCAGCACUACAUGGACAGCAGUAGAUCCAGACCGUCUGCGGACGAGGAGAACAAGAUGAUACUUCUCAAAAAAGACGAGAAGCAGGCAGCGGUGAGUCUGAUAGAGGACGACGGCAAACAUGGCAUGGCUGUGCUGAGAAUCUUCAAUAAGAUCUGGGUCAUGGCUUUGUCCGUGUGCUUUAUAUUCACCGUAACUAUCGGAACGUUCCCGGCGGUGACCGUCGAGGUCAAAUCGACGGUGGCGAAUGGAGGAGGAUGGGACACAUACUUCAUCCCUGUGUCUUGUUUCCUCCUCUUUAAUGUGAUGGACUGGGCUGGCAGGAGUCUGACGGCCUUUUGCAUGUGGCCCGGCAAGGACAGUAAGUGGCUUCCCGUCCUGGUGGCUCUGCGGGUGGUCUUUGUGCCGCUCUUCAUGCUUUGUAACGUGCAGCCUCGCCACUACCUCCCCGUGCUGUUUGCUCACGACGCCUGGUACAUGGUCUUCAUGAUCCUCUUCUCCUUCUCCAACGGAUACCUGGCCUCCCUCUGCAUGUGCUUUGGACCCAAGAAAGUAUCUCAGCAUGAGGCGGAGACGGCCGGCGCCAUCAUGGCCUUCUUCCUGUCGCUGGGCUUGGCACUCGGAGCCGCCUUCUCUUUUCUGUUCAGGGCCAUCAUCUAACACACGUCCUCCACCACCAAGACACGUUAGGAAAUGCACACGCUUUCAUGGGAGACAAGUGCCGUGAAUGAAGACUAGAGGCCACCUCAGCCUUCCAUAAGUUGACUUCUCCUCAUCGUGCCGUUAUCUCGGCAUCAGUAUAAGCUCAAUGCCUGUCUUUCUGACGGGUUAUUUCCCAGAAUGCAACCAAACGUGUUUUUAAUGAAUUAUCAGAAUUUGAUUACAUCUUACCGAAGAGUGGAUGUGAAGAUUGUAUCUAUCGGAGCCUCAGCUGGAACAAAACAUUUUUGGUCUUGACACAUUUUUCUUCUCAGGUUAGUCCUCCAUGUUAACGCCAAAAGACAUUUACAAGGCAGAGAUAUUUAAAAACAUUUUUUUUGCAUAACUGCUACUUCUUUACAAGGAAAAAAAGAAGUAAUAAUUUUAAAAGAAAACUAUGAGCAUAAAUGUAUACCUGCUUAGGUUUUUUGUGUGGCCAUGAUACUCCGUGUAAUGUACAAUGUUACUGAAUAGUGUGCAAAUGUAUGCAACAUGAAAUGUGCCGGUACCAUUUUCAAACGUUUUGUAUAUCUGUACAAAAAAGAAACUCCAGCUUA